AUGCAUUUGCUUGCCUAUCCACCUACAUUUUCUAUCUACAUCAAUUUCCUUACACCAUCCACAUACAAAGCAAAUGUGACUGCACAUACUACUGGAAGGCUUUUGUUAGACUCUCUUCAAUUUUGUGUAAUGGAAAACAAUCCCAUGUAUAAACUAACUUACAAUGACAAGGUCAUACGUAAUGACGAAACGCUUGAAAAAUUGGGAAUCAAGGAAGGUGACAAAAUCUUUGCAAUAGAGAGUAAAUAUCCAUUAUCAAUGCUGACAAUGCCAAAACGGAUUGUCCCAGAAUCAAUACAACUUUAUAUAAAAACUCCUGCAGGAAAAGUUAUAACACUAAUAUUAUCUUCGAGUGACUUCAUCGAGAUCAUUAUUCAAAAGAUUCAAGAAAAAGAAGGCAUUCCCCUUGAUCAACAACAAAUUUUCUUCAAUGGAAGAAUAUUGAAGUAUGGGUAUACGUUGGCAUUUUACAAUAUUCAUACAGAAUCCAUAUUAAAUCUUGUAAUCGAAUCUCAUUUAGAAAUGUUUCAAUUAUUUAUAAAUAUUUUAUGUGGAGAAGAAAUUUCUCUAGAUGUACAUUCAAAUCUCAGUGUUUAUUUCGUUAAAUUAGCGAUUCGAGAAAAAUUAAACUUUCCACCUAUGAUACAGGCUUUAAUUUUUGCUGGAAGGCAACUGGAUAGUGAUUGCACUUUGGCGGAUUGCAAUAUCAAAAGUAAAUCCAAAUUACAUCUUGUACUCAAAAUUAGUGGUGGGAUGUUUCACGAAACUAGUGGUCGAAAAGAGUUCAAUGCAUUACCACCACUUACGCGAUAUACACAAACAUCUGAAGAAAACCUACAAGAUGGUGUUCAUAUUGGUAUUGCUUGUGACUCUUGUGGUAAAAGUGAAUGGAAAGGAGUAAGUUACUAUCUCCCAAUACUUCCAACCACAAAGGAAGAGAUUUUGACUUUAUUACGUGAAGAGGAACGGUUAAGAUUGUCGCCAGAAAUACAAAAACAAUAUUAUAACGUUGGGAAUGAUCCCACGCUUGGAAUAGACUGGAUGGAUGUCACUGACCAGAUGCAGAAAAAGUUGGUCAAAGAUUUUGGCUAUUCAAAUGAAGCUGUACAAUUAUUGCGACGUGCUCCGCAGCUUUAUAAAGAUUAUCCUGCAUUUCAUACCACUCAAUUAUAUGUUCGCAAUAACAUUGCUCGUAAGGGAGAUCUCACGGAAGGAAUGAAAGCACCCGAUUGCCCACUGGUUCCUUUAGAAUCAUUAGCAACUACAGUAGAGAUUAGAAAUUCUGAUACACCGAUCACGAUUUCCUUGCAUUCACUUUAUCGUUCAAGACGACCUCUUGUUCUUCUCGGAAGCUCAUAUACAUGUCCUUUAUUUCGAUACAUGUCUCAUGUACUCAAUGACAUAUAUGAACGUUAUCAAACGCAUAUAGAUUUCUACAUGAUUCAAAUUCGAGAAGCACAUGCGAGUGAUGUUUGGCCUAUUGGUAAUAUCAUAGAUGUUAAGAAACAUCGUACAUUAGCUGACCGUUUAUCUGCUGCACAAGAAAUGGUCCGGGCAACACAACUAAAGAUUCCAAUGUUGGCAGAUACCAUGAAUGAUACUUUCCUAAGAUUGUAUGCUCCGUGGCCUUUUCGCUUCUUUGUUAUUGUAGAUGGCGUUUUGAAACUUGUGGGGAUGGUAAAAGAUGCAUGUUACGAUACUACAGACCUGGUCGAUUGUCUAGAAGUUCUCUUGAAAGACAAAUAG
Molecule: messenger RNA, 1746 nt
Organism: Funneliformis caledonium
Lineage: Eukaryota; Fungi; Glomeromycota; Glomeromycetes; Glomerales; Glomeraceae
Source: the annotation of a GenBank genome assembly